AUGGUUUCUAACAAAAGGGUUACUACAUUCUUAUUCAUAAUGUUGGCUGGUCUAGCUAGCUCAGAUUUAUCAAAAGACAGAGAAGAAUGUGCUGACAAACUUGUUACUCUUGCUAGUUGUCUUCCAUACGUUGGUGGUGAUGCCAAUACUCCCACUAUAGAUUGUUGCACCUCCCUCAAAAUAGUCCUUGACAAAACCAAAAAAUGCAUCUGCAUCCUCAUCAAAGAUCGUAAUGACCCCAAACUCGGCUUCACUUUGAAUGCCACUCUCGCUGUUCAGCUUCCAAGUGCUUGUCACAUACCAUCUAAUAUAUCUCAAUGUGUAGAUCUUUUGCAUUUGUCACCAAAAUCUCCUGAAGCUCAGGUGUUUGAAGGACUUGGAAAUUCUACCAAAACAAACAGUUCCCCACCAGGUUUUGUUGACAAGGGAUCAAGUUCUGAGGAAAAGAGUGGUGGUGGUUUGGGAAAGAGGUGGGUGAUGGCAGAGAUGGUUUCUACUAUUUUACCAUUUGUUUUCAUAUCUCACUUGUUCAUCCUAGCUUGA
Molecule: messenger RNA, 543 nt
Organism: Vicia faba (fava bean)
Lineage: Eukaryota; Viridiplantae; Streptophyta; Magnoliopsida; Fabales; Fabaceae
Source: the annotation of a GenBank genome assembly